Apiotrichum porosum is the source of this 2499-nucleotide messenger RNA. It is a transcript of the gene CEF1, whose product is annotated as Pre-mRNA-splicing factor cef1. The transcript has a single exon. Gene Ontology annotation, cellular component: Prp19 complex; spliceosomal complex. The coding region runs from base 1 to 2499 and encodes 832 amino acids. Gene Ontology annotation, biological process: mRNA splicing, via spliceosome. Lineage: Eukaryota; Fungi; Basidiomycota; Tremellomycetes; Trichosporonales; Trichosporonaceae. The record is from RefSeq and is a predicted model, not a curated record.
AUGGUGCGCAUCAUCAUCAAGGGUGGUGUGUGGCGUAACACCGAGGAUGAGAUCCUCAAGGCUGCCAUCUCCAAGUACGGCAAGAACCAGUGGGCCCGUAUCUCGUCGCUUCUGGUGCGCAAGACCCCCAAGCAGUGCAAGGCGCGAUGGUACGAGUGGCUGGAUCCUUCCAUCAAGAAGGUCGAGUGGUCAAAGACCGAGGACGAGAAGCUGUUGCAUCUCGCCAAGUUGAUGCCCACGCAGUGGCGUACGAUUGCCCCCAUUGUGGGCCGUACGGCCACGCAGUGUCUGGAGCGCUACCAGAAGCUCCUCGACGAUGCCGAGGCGGCGGACCAGGACGAGCUUGGCCUGGGCGACGGCGACGUUGACGGCGCGUCCAAGCCUGCCGACGGCGCGCGCGGUCUGCGCCAGGGCGAGAUCGACCCCGACCCGGAGACGCGCCCUGCCCGUCCCGACCCCGUGGACAUGGACGACGACGAAAAGGAGAUGCUGUCCGAGGCGCGUGCGCGUCUCGCCAACACGCAGGGCAAAAAGGCCAAGCGCAAGGCGCGUGAGCGUCAGCUCGAAGAGGCCCGUCGCGUCGCGUUCCUCCAGAAGAAGCGUGAGCUCAAGGCCGCGGGCAUCAACCUCCGCACCAAGCCCAAGAAGAAGGGCAUGGACUACAAUGCCGACAUUCCGUUCGAGAAGCAGCCCGCACCUGGAUUCUACGACACUGCCGAGGAGCGUUCCAAGACAUACGCGCCCGUGGUCGGCUCGUCGCUGCGUGCCCUCGAGGGAAAGCGCAAGGAGGAGCUCGAGGAGGCCGAGGGCCGCGACGCCAAGCGCAAGAAGGGCAACGACAACAAGGCCGGUACCGCCACCCAGUUUGUGCAGCAACGCGAAGCCCAGAUCCGCAAGCUCAAGGAGCAGGAGCAGAUUAUCCGCCGCCGCAAGCUCAACCUCCCUACCCCCCAGGUUGGCGAGCGCGAGCUCGAGGAGAUUGUCAAGAUUGGCCAGGCAGGCGAGGCUGCUCGUGACCUUGUUGGAUCCAACGACGCCACCGACGGGCUUGUCGGCGACAGCUACGACACCCUCGGCCAGGCGCGCAUGACUCGCACGCCACGCGUGGCCAUGGCCGAGGACAACGUCCUCGCCGAGGCCCGUCACCUCCGCAACCUCGUCAACACCCAGACUCCCCUCCUCGGCGACGAGAACACCCCCCUCCACAGCGCCAACGACGAGGCCGGUACGGGCUUUGAAAGCGCCACCCCUAGGCAACACAUUGCCUCGACGCCCAACCCCCUGGCUACUCCAGCGCGUAACGGUGUCGCCUCUACCCCUCGUGGUGUGGGCCAGACCCCACUGCGCACCCCUAUUCGUGACAACCUUAGCAUCAACACCGACCAGCGCCCCAGCGGCUGGGGUGACACCCCAUCUGACGACCGCCGCCGCGUCAAGGAUGCCAAGCGUGCCCUCAAGGCCGGUUUCGCUGCCCUCCCUCGUCCCGAGAACAACUUCGAGCUCGAGGACCCGGAGGAUGACGACGAGGAGGAUGACGAGGUUGAGAUGACUGAGGAAGAUGCCGCUGAGCGUGAUGCUCGUCUCAAGGCUGAGCGCGAGGAGGAGGAGCGUCUCGAGCUUGAGCGCCGCUCCCAGGUCGUCAAGAAGGGUCUCCCCCGUCCCGCCAACGUCGACACUCGCAGCCUGUUCCGUGAGCUCACUGCUGCUACUGCCGAUGCCGAGGAGAGUCUCGCUGCCGCCAUUGCGAUGAUCAACCUCGAGGUCGCCGCACUUGUCAAGCACGACUCGCUCGCCCACCCCUUGCCAGGCACCAGCAACCCAGGCAACUUGGCCAGCGACUACGACAUGCCCGAGGACGAGUUUGUCGCUGCUGCCAAGGCCGCUAUUCACUCUGAGCUCGCCACCGCUCUCGGCCUUCCGGGCGCCAACGACGAGCAGAUCCGUGUCGUGAUUGGCUCGCAGGCUGCCGAGGACCCUACUGCCUUUGCAUCGUCGUGGUCGUCAUCCAAGCAGCUUGUCUACUCCCCCGUCUCCGGCUGGGUCGAGGCCGCGACGCUGUCUGAGGACGAGCUGGCUGCCGCAUACGCCUCCAUGGUCGGCUCGAGCCGUGACCGCAUGGUCGCCGACGCGACCCGUGCCGCCAAGGCCGAGAAGAAGCUCGGCAAGCAGCUGGGCGGCUACACUGCCUUGAAUGGCAAGGCGCGUGCCGGCAUUGUCGCCGCCAUGGAGGACAUUCGCACGCAGCAGCGCGAACUCGCGACUUUCAGCAUGUUGCGGACGAUGGAGGAGGCUGCUGCGCCUGCCCGUCUCGAGGCCAAGCGUGAGGAGGUGGCCGGGCUCGAGCGUCGCGAGCGCGAUCUGCAAGCACGGUAUGCAGAGCUCAAUGACGAGCGCCGCGACUUGAUGGAGAAGAUUGGCGAACUGGAGACGGACAAGGAGGUCAUAUCGGCGCAGAUGGCACUCGACGCGCAGGAGCUGGCGGAGGCCAAUGGCGAGUAG